Molecule: messenger RNA, 1308 nt
Organism: Neoarthrinium moseri
Lineage: Eukaryota; Fungi; Ascomycota; Sordariomycetes; Amphisphaeriales; Apiosporaceae
Exons: 5
Coding region: 1-1308 (435 amino acids)
Biological process (GO): positive regulation of transcription by RNA polymerase II
Cellular component (GO): nucleus
Molecular function (GO): transcription cis-regulatory region binding; DNA-binding transcription factor activity
Source: RefSeq, a predicted model, not a curated record
AUGGAUGCUGUCCACUCAAGACCACCAGACUUGACAGGCCAAGGUGUUGUCUUGAAGAAGCGGCGCAGGGGGGCGACACGCAGGAGAACAGCUAUACCUGCAAAGCGCGGCAUACUCGAUUCCGCGUGGCCUGUGCCGACGCGCAACUCCGCGACUUCACGAAAUGAACCCGAGAGGUCACCAACGCUGCCUACGUCGACGUGGGACCUCUUCAACGGUUGCAUACCCAAUGCAGGCUUGAAUUCAGCUCCAGAUACGGCAAUCAUCACGCACUCGUCACCAUCGCCAUCCUCUACCGCAUCCACAGCGGGAGCCGUCACUCCCCAAAGCUUGCCCCCUCCUGAGCCUGGCCCCGUUUCAAUAGACGCAGAGACGGCGCAUCUGUUGGCCAAGUACAAAGCUGGAGUCGCCACUUGGAUGGAUAUCUUCGACCAUGGCUGUUCCUACCAGCGAGAGGUGCCCAGAAGAAGCCUGACAUCAGAGCUUCUGAUGAAGAGCAUCUGCGCAUUUACAGCCAAGCACUUAAGCCUCCUACCAUCUGGCCAAAUUUGGGCUGCCCCGGCUUCUACUUACUAUGGCGAUGCUUUACGCCUAUUGAUCCGCCAUCUGGCUAGCGACGCGCCUCACGAAGACGCACUGACAGCCACCAUACUGCUUUCGAGUUACGAAAUGGUUGCAGCUCAGGGCCAGGAGCACAAACGGCAUUUUCAUGGGGCUAUGGUGCUCAUUAUGAGCCGUGGUAUUAGUGCACGUUCUCUAGGUAUGGACCGUGCCAACUUUUGGAUAUAUGUUAGGCACGAGAUCACAGUGGCCCUGGUGAACGAGACGACGCUCCAAAUUGAUCCCAGUAAAUGGCACACUAGCUGGCAAGAAGGAAAUGUCGAGGAGGAUGUACUUGGCAAUCAGCUACUUUGCUUAGUCGGGCGGGCCAUCAAUGUUGUCUAUGGUCCCGGCUCGCCUGACCCAAUGAGCAACGAGCGACAAGCUAUCCAAACCGACGCUGAAACAUGGUCUCGUAGCUUACCGGCGUCAUUCCGAGGAGUCAACUAUGGCAUGGCUGAUGAUCGCGGCUUCCAUAAGAGAUGCUUUGCCGUUCCAUCUGCAGCGUUGGCCGACGUACCUCAAAGCGUACGGAGCUUUUCUCCCCAGGCUCUCUUCAUUGCUGCGAAGCAUGUUCAUGGCAUAGACAAAAAGACCGCGCUCUGGGCGCUGCUUGGCGAUGUCGAAACUCGCCAUGGCUUCAGCACUCGGAGUCGUGUUAAGAAACUACAGCAGCUGGUCGAGCCUGGGCGCUGGUACAAUUCAUAG